Messenger RNA from Suillus subalutaceus, 393 nucleotides. RefSeq lists its product as uncharacterized. The transcript has a single exon. The coding region runs from base 1 to 393 and encodes 130 amino acids. The record is from RefSeq and is a predicted model, not a curated record. Lineage: Eukaryota; Fungi; Basidiomycota; Agaricomycetes; Boletales; Suillaceae.
AUGUCGGCAACCUCGGUGGACGACGUUCUUGAAACCCUGCAGCGCGUCGGCAUUUCUGCAUCAGAAUUUAUACUGGUGCUUCUCUCAAGUGAAAAACAUAGCGCUCAUCCAGCUGUAAAAGAUAUCCUGUCUAAUGGGCGUGAAAUUCUUAAUGCUUUUGUGAAACGAGCUACAAGUACCGCGUCCAAAUGGGCUACUGAUAUCGCGAAGGAGAUUUGUGCACGAGAAAUCCAUAACCUCGCUGCUAAGGAUAACGGAACUCAUUUUGAUGUAACGCACACCACGGUGGAGCAACUAGAGGAUUUUAGGGUGGCUGAGUUAGCCAGAAUCAUGGAGAAAUCUGCACCAGCAACAUGGGACUUACUCGAGAGCAUGCUGUCCGGGGGAACAUGA